AUGUGUAACCCCUCGACCCUUUUGGCCGCUUUAUACAUACUUUUAAAUGUUCAGCCCGGACAGGCAGGGCCCUUGAACUGGGCCCCCAGAAUAGAGCGCCGUAACGAAUCGGUCUCGUCAUUUCCUGAGCCCUCGACUCGCCAGAAGUUGUAUUCAAACCCGUUGGUGGUCCCCGCUGACUCGACGACCGUCCAUCACCGUCAGAUCCAGACUCUCACGGAGCCCAGCGCUUUCCCAUCCUCGGUACCAGACUUGUACAGAACGACCGAGGAGAAGCCGACUACGUUGAACGACCCUUCAACCGAAGGCUCGAGAUCUUCAGCUCUUGCAACGACGGGUGCGACGUCCUCCAGUGCCAAGCCGGCGACCGAUGCGCCCACUCUGUCGAGUAUGGCCACGAGUAUGGAAUCAAGCACCAGGCAAUACACUUCUGCUGCAGCGGGUCGCUCCUCUGCAUUCUCGUCGAGUCCAUCUUUAUUCACAACCGAGAAAUUGGAGACGACUACGCAGUUGAGCGACCUGCUUCCUACUCCAAGUUCCACAGUGGACAACUCUCACAUCACCUCGUCUUCGCACCACUUCUUCAGCACGACGACACGGUUAAGCGAUAUCGUCUCUACUAGGUCUACCACGGUUGAUAUUAUUCUCACGACUGGAUCGUCGAGCACGUCACUCACCGACUCGACGACGACCGCUGCCACAAAGACUGCUGCCACAACGGCUUUUGGUGCCUCAGAAACCUCGUAUCGAUCUUCAUUUAGCACCGCCAACGGAGUCCCAGGAGCGAGUUCGGUAGGAGGCCACGGUUCCAUCACGACCCCUCAAACCGCACCAUCGCCCAGCACCGUCGGCUACGAGCCAACUAGUUCUGGCCUUUUGCAACCUUCCGAACUGGCUCCGUCGAGCACUGGGGUUGGAGCUGGUGGAACAACGUCCUCAGACUUGAUGUCCGUGUCUCCUACUACCCUUCACGUGUUUCCAAUACCCAGCGAGACUAGUUAUCCGUCUCUCAUUACACUCUCGUUUUCGGAGUCCAUAUCUACACAAUCAAAGUCCACAUCUGCUGUGCCUAGCACCCUUAUCACCACCGAGCCAACCCGCGUUCCGAACCCGGCCGUUCCAACCGAAAUCACCGCUUACCCUACCGCCACGACAAAAGUGUCCACCAAUGAGUAUUGGAGGAACAUCGAUCAAGCCAAGAGCCUCAAUAAAUUGUAUGCCUUACUGACAUCUGAAUCAGCCUGCUCGGGUGGGCAAAUUGCCUGCAUCAAAGGGCAAAUUGCGCGGUGCAAGGACGCCAAGUUCGAGCUCUCGGCAUGUGCCGAGGGACAAGGCUGCUUUGCAUUUCCGAUGACGAAUGUGGUAGGCACCUCGGUGGGCUGUCGGGAUCAGAAGGAGGCGCGGAUGUUGCUUGGAGAAGGAGCCGAGAGUGCAAGUCCAGGUGUUUUCGUGCCGACGGUCGUAGAUCUGUCAGAUGCAGAGAGGACAACAGCGAAAUCUGCGAGGGCCACAGCUACCGAAACACCAGGCACUCGACCUAGCGUGACGUUGAAAACUGUCAUGUUCGUCUCCGGCAAGUCCAAGUUCACCAUCACCCAGACCAUCCCGCGGUCGUCUCCCACGCCAGACCCGGACUCGCUGGUUCUUAACCCAGUCGACGAACCGGGCGACAGAUCUGGAUAUCCUGGCAUGGCGACUGGGAACGACAGCCACGGUGGGAUCAGAGACGCAGAUUUGGCGCGAACGACAAAGUUUGUGGAUGGAACGCCGACAGUGUCGGUCUACUACACCGUGACAGUCACACGAACGGAGCGUGAGACGCAGACGGUGACAAAGGUGAUGCCUGGGCCGACAAACUAG
Molecule: messenger RNA, 1860 nt
Organism: Drechmeria coniospora
Lineage: Eukaryota; Fungi; Ascomycota; Sordariomycetes; Hypocreales; Ophiocordycipitaceae
Exons: 4
Coding region: 1-1860 (619 amino acids)
Source: RefSeq, a predicted model, not a curated record